Setaria italica (foxtail millet) is the source of this 1125-nucleotide messenger RNA. RefSeq lists its product as uncharacterized. The record is from RefSeq and is a predicted model, not a curated record. Lineage: Eukaryota; Viridiplantae; Streptophyta; Magnoliopsida; Poales; Poaceae. The transcript is spliced from 2 exons. The coding region runs from base 1 to 1125 and encodes 374 amino acids.
AUGGUCGGCACCCUGCCGCCCGAGUCCUCCGCCGCCGCGGCUUACGCCGCCGCUGCCGAGGCCGCCACGCGCGCGGCUGAUGCUAGCACCACUGCUGCUGCUCAGCGUCUCGCCGCCCGCAAGGAAGCCCGCGCCGCCGCCCUCGCCCGCGUCGUCACGGCUGAGGCUGAGGCUGCCGCUGCCGCGCAGGAGCGCGACGUCGCCGAUGCCCGCCUUCGCAAGGCCCUGGCGCGCGCCGCCCACGAGUGCAAGGGUGCCCCGCCUGACUCCGACGAGGAGGACGACAUGAUGCUCCACGAGGCCGCCGCCGUCCUCAACCUGCAAGCCCAGGCCGUCGCCAUGCAGAACAUUCGGAGCCUCAUCCCCAUCAUCCUCAACACCGCCGCCAACAACUACUCACGGUGGUGUGAGCAGUUUCUCCUCACCGUCGGCAAGUAUUCGCUGCAGGAUCACAUUCUCCAUGACGUUCCCGCCUUGGCCUUUCCUGAUUGGGGCCGGAUGGUCUGCGUCAUCCGAUCUUGUCUCUACGACACCAUUGCCAUCGACCUCGUCGACAUCAUCAUGGAUCGCGGCGAGCGCGACACCACCGGCUGCGCCACCUGGCUCGCCAUUGAGAUGCAAUUUCUUGGCAACUGGGAGACACGGGCCCUCUACCUCGAUGCCAAGUUUCGGACCUUCGUCCAGAGCGACUUGUCCAUUACGGACUACUGCCGCCGCUUCAAGAGCAUGGCGGAUGCCCUCGGUGAUCUUGGCGAGCAAGUUUCCGACCGUACCCUCAUCUUGAACAUCAUCCGUGGGCUCAACGAGAAGUUUGCUGCUGUCGGCCGCAACACCUGGUGCUCUCGUCCUCUUCACUCCUUCCUGGAGGCCCGUGACGAUCUGCUUCUCGAGGAGCUCACGAUGGCGCCUCCUUCCUCGACUCCGUCCACGGCGCUGCUCACCGGCGUCAACAUUGGCUCCUCCUCUCGCCCCUCUGCGCCUCUCCACCAGUCUGCUGGGCGUUCCGGCUCCGGGGGCAGCAAGAGGGGGCCCUCCUCCAAGCAGAAGCGGGACAGGGGCCGGCGUGACAGUCAGCAACGGCAGGGCAGUGGCAACGAUAGCAAGGCCCUUACCGCCGGUGCUUAG